Heterostelium album PN500 is the source of this 2064-nucleotide messenger RNA. RefSeq lists its product as uncharacterized. Bases 1 to 2064 code for a protein of 687 amino acids. The record is from RefSeq and is a predicted model, not a curated record. NCBI's taxonomy places the organism in Eukaryota, Evosea, Eumycetozoa, Acytosteliales, Acytosteliaceae. The transcript is spliced from 6 exons.
AUGAGUAAUCAUAGUAAAACAACAUUUAUUUUCAAAUUAAGUAAAGCAGAUAGUUGUGUAGCGGUUCCAAAAUUCGAUGGAGGUUCGACCGAUAGUUCGAGACCGUUGGUUCUGUUGCUGGGUUGGGUUGGUGUUCCUCCUGACGAUGUUGCUAUCGCCACUGCUGGCGUUGCAGUAUCUACCGUUUGUAUGGACGUACUACUCGACGCUCGCGUCAAAGAAGACGACAGUCUCAUUCUCUCGAAAUGUUUCACCGAGUCCGAACAUGUAGCACACUAUCGCAAAUAUCCAGUACAAUAUACUCAUCAAAUUGAUUUACUAUUGGAUAAUAUUGAACAUAACAAUAACAAUAAUAAUCAGAAAUCAUCAAAACUCAGUAUUAUAGUUGUAAAUGCAGGAAAUGUAAAGAAUAAAGUGAAAUCAGAGAUAUACUCACAUCAUCCUGAUUUAAUAAAUAAACAACAAAAACCAACAACAAAUAUAAAUAGUAAUAGUAAUAAAAAUAACAAUAAAAAAAAUGUAAAUAGUAAUAAUAACAACAAAAACAAUAAUAUUAAAAUAGAUUCUUCAAUUUGUAAGAACUUUCCCGAUCUUUGUUCAAACGACAAUGAUGAAGAAUCAUCACCAACAAAUAUAAAUACAAAUACAAAUAAUAAUAUAAAAGAACGAAAUCAACAAAAUAAAGAUAAUAAAAAAGAUAAUAAUAUAGAUAUUAAAGAAGAUGAUUAUUAUGAUGAUAAUAGCAAUAAAGAUAGAGAUAGAAUAGUUAAUAAUGUUGUUAUAGUUGGAAUUACUCUCUUUAUGAUAAUGUAUUCAACUAUCUCUAAUUUGGAUGUAAAGAAUCAAGAGAAUAGGUCGAUGGAUGAGAAGCAGGUUGAGAUGAGAGCAAUGCCCGAUGAACAACAGUUGAUACGCACCGAUCUAGAGGAUUAUCUUCGACAGAAUGAAUUUCUUUGUAUAGAGAGUGAAUUGAAGCUAUUGUAUAACGCUCAGCAAUCGUCGUCGUCGUCGUCGUCGUCGUCACCAGAUGAUGAAAUAACAAAGAGAUCACGUACAGUACUCGCACUGUACCACCAAGGAAGAAACAUACAAGAUCGAGUCAAUGACUAUCUCUACAACUCUGACAAUCAAAUAGAUCAACAUCAAUUACAAACCGAUUACAUUCAAUUUAAACAAUCAUCAUCUGAAUUUAAAGAUGAACUUGGAGAUGAAUUUGAUAGUUUAGAGAAAUCUAUAAAGUUGGCUAGCGAAGAGAAUAAGAUCAUUGGUGAAAUCAAAAAGUUGAUAGAACUUGGCUCUGAUAUGAAUAACGACGAUAUACAGGAGUCUGGAAAGUUACUGGAUACUAUUGACUCGAAAGGACUUGGAUCAAAGACACUAAGAUUAUCGAUUGAUCUAAAGAACUUGGUUCGUAAAAAUGAAAAGAGAUACCAAGAACAAACACUACUACUAGAGCAACUUGAACAACAUCAACAACAAUAUCAACAACAACAACUAGAGAAUAGUAAUAAUGUAAAAGAAGAGAAUUGCAGUAAUGAUAAUGAAAAAUCAACAAUUAUUGUCAAUACUACAAAUACAAACAAAACAGACAAUGAAGAUGAUGACAUUGAAUAUAUUAGUAGUAACAAUAGCAACAAUAUUAGUAAUAGCUAUAAUAAUAAUAGAAAGAAAAGAUACUCUCAAAGUAAUUUAUCACCAGAGAUAUCUAGCUGCAACGGUGUUUGGUAUCUAUCUGGUCUAUUCGAUCUACACCAUGGUCAAUACGAUCGUGUCGCCACUCUCAUCGCUACGCUACUGUCUGAUGCCACAGCUAACACUGUCGCUGCGCAACCCAUCGCAAAUCAUCGCAGUCAAUCCACUCUGCUCUAUGGAGUGGUCGUCGUUUGUCAUUGUAAUCAUCGGAUUCCUCACCUACCAACUCAGUCAGAAUGGCUAUCUAAUGAUGAUUCCGCCAAUCGCCGGAAUAUGCCUGUACAAAGAUAUCAUACUACACUUUAUUGUAUCGCAAUACCCCCAUAUCAUCGUCAGUCUUGCUCUCCUGGCAGUGUGGUGGUUGAAAUUUAA